GGUGGCUCAGCUGCUCGUGAACACCUUUUCUACAGAGUGAGAGUUCGAUAGAGAUCCACGGCUUUCGAUUUUACCUUCAAUCACAGCAAGCAUGGCAUUACGUUUCGAUGACGACCAAAAUCCCUUCAUCGAUCUGGGACAGGGUCGGAAAAUUGCACUCGAUUUUGCAGAGUACAGCGAUAAAGCUUCGCUUGACAAAGCAAGCGAUGAGUUGCGCGAAUCGGCCGAAGUUGUUGAAAACAGUUUAGGCGAAUUGAGAGAACUAUUGAAAGAUGACAAGGAUCUGAACAUUCCGGUUAAUGAUGAUGCCUUCCUCAUAAGAUUCUUACGGCCAAGGAAAUACUAUGUCAAAAGUGCAUACGAACUGAUUAAAGGCUACUACAAAAUGAAAGCAAAACAAGAUUUCAUCGUGGAUGACAUUUCAGUCAAAGCCAUCAGGGUAGCAUUUGAGGAACGUGUAAUUCAACUUUUUCCAAAACGAGAUCAGUUUGGACGAAGAAUCGUCUACAUGGAAAUUGGAGCUAGUUGGGACUGCUCCAAGGUUCCAUUUUCAGAGAUGAUACGAGCGGAACAUGCUUUGCUGACCCUGCUGUCGCUGGAACCGAGCACCCAGCUGAACGGUCUGGUUGUCAUUGCCAACUUCGACAAGCUCAGCUUCUCCCACCUCGGCCAAUUUACGCCGAAGUUUAUGAAAAACACGUUCGAGCUCGGACAGCAUCUCUUCCCGCUGCGAAUCAAAGGAAUCAAUGUCAUCAACAAUGCAAAACUAUUCAAUAUGUUCUUCAACAUCUGCAAACGUUUCCUGGGUCAGAAAUGGAGCAAACGGGUAAAUUUCCACGGUUCCAACAUGGAAUCUCUGCACCAGCAGAUCGACCCGGCUAGUUUGCCGGUGAAGCUCGGUGGAACCUGCGAUCUGCCGGAUUACGACGGAAAAGUUUUCGUUGAGCUUUUGGAACAAUUCCAGGGAAGGUUUGAUGAACUGAACUCAUACGGAUAUGCGAAAUCAAACUAGAAUAUUUACUUGACAAUUCACGAAGCGACUUUCCAGCUCGCCAGUAUUUUCCACGGACUCUCUAUUUAGUCUUAAUCACUUCUGUCAGCUGAUUUGCUAUUUUAUAUACAUAACUAGAUAACAGAAAAGAAUGCACAUUAAAAUCGCUCGUAGGAUUUUACAAUGUUAGCCUCGAUUAGAAAACUCAUAUAUUAAUCGUAUGGCAAUAUUCCUAAGAACAGUCUGAUCGCCGCUAAUUUUAAAAUCUGAAUGUUGAUAAAUUCAUGAAAACUGUCGAAUUUUGACGAAAAAAUUGCAGCACUGGUUAAAAUUUUCAAUGAAAGUUUGAAUGAUGACUCUUGCUUCUUCAUAUUCAUCAUAGUCUCUUUAUUCAUAGAACUAUCCACACUUUUACCCGUUUCUCCUAUCCUGUCUAUCCUAUAUUACGUGUUAAGACUUACCUUAAUUUGCUAUAUUAUAUCCUCUUAAUUCGAAAUUUCCUACCAUUCUAUUCAAACAACAAA
Malaya genurostris is the source of this 1515-nucleotide messenger RNA. Its product is annotated as retinaldehyde-binding protein 1-like. Gene Ontology annotation, cellular component: membrane. The coding region runs from base 92 to 1012 and encodes 306 amino acids. The record is from RefSeq and is a predicted model, not a curated record. The transcript has 6 exons. Gene Ontology annotation, molecular function: phosphatidylinositol bisphosphate binding. NCBI's taxonomy places the organism in Eukaryota, Metazoa, Arthropoda, Insecta, Diptera, Culicidae.